UCCCCUAACCUCACUUUCUCGUGCAUCCCAGAAACUUCUCGAAUUUGCACACCACAAUCUUUGUCUAGCUUGCUGUUUUCACAGAGAUUCACGUGAAAUCCCUCCUGCACACAUCGCAGAAUCCACUAGAAGUUCUGAGAGAUUGCCCGUGCGUGCACCAAGUGUGAAAAUUCGAAUAAUUUCCCCGUGAAUUACGUAAAAAUUGCUUUCCGGUUUGCGUGUUUGUGAGAGAGGAUGGCAAAGUGGGGCGAAGGAGAUCCGCGCUGGAUUGUCGAGGAGCGUCCGGAUGCGACAAAUGUGAACAAUUGGCAUUGGACAGAGAAGAAUGCCACACCGUGGUCAAAGGAUAAGCUCCGUGCGCUCCUUGGGGGCUUUGAAAUCAAUGACGAUGGGAGUGGGAUCAGGGUGUCCGUGACGGAGAUUGAGAAGCUCGAGGGGGAAUCUUCGGCAAACAAUCGCAAAGGGAAGCUCAUCUUCUUCUACGAAUGGAACAUCGUGGCAAAGUGGAAGGGGCAGCUUCCGGGUCAGGAAACCCCAUCCACGGGAACAAUAACUAUUCCCAAUCUCUCGGAGGAGAAUGAUCUCGAUGACAUCGAUGUGAGUGUUACGGUGGAGGAGAAUGACGCCCAGGCAGAGCAGCUGAAGCAGUUCAUGUAUUCGGUGGGGCGGGAAAAGAUCCGAGAACUCCUUGGGGUGUACAUCCGGGAACUGCGGGAGGAGUUCUCCAAGGGGAUGAUCUUGCCGAAGAAAGAUUCAGACGCAAAGGAGGAUGUUGCAUCGAAGAACAUCAAGAGUGGCUUCAACAGGAAGAUUACCAUUGAUCCCGUUGUCAAUUGCCAAACUUCCGGACGGGACGUUUCUGCAGGGCACAAGGUGGACGUUGUCACCAUAACCUCCUCUGAGAACUUCCAAUGCGAAGCCCAUGCCCUUUACGAGGCGCUCACGCGUGUUGAGAUGGUCACGGCAUUCACGAGGGCCUACGUGAAGAUUCAACCGGAAAAGGGAGGCGAUUUUGCCUUUUUCGGUGGCAACGUUAGUGGAAAAUUCCAAGAAUUGGUGCCGAAUAAGCGCAUUAAGCAGACAUGGAGGCUGAAACAGUGGCCCGAAGGACACUUUUCCGUUGUCGUGAUGGAGAUUGAGGAGAAGGAGGAUCACACUGUACUCACAUUGACACAAACAGGCGUCCCAGCGGCCGAAGAGGAGGCCACCCGGAACAACUGGAAGCGCUAUUACUGGGAUAGUAUUAAGCAGACCUUUGGCUUUGGGAGCUUUUUAGGUUAAGUUUUAUUUUACUUGUAAGCAAAAAAGAAUUGUUUUAUUUAAAAAAAAAUCCAUCCCAUAUCCCCCAUUAAUUAAUUGAAUAAUUAAAUGAAAUAUAAUUGCAAAUUCAUUUCAAUGAAAAUUUCACAAGAUUUUACUUUUUAAAAGCCAAAAGGGAGUUUGCAAAAGAUGCUACAACAACCACUGAAAGAAAAAUCAUUUUAUUAUUAAUUUUGAAGAUAGUUUUAAACAAUUUUUGCAUUCAUAUUGCUUGCAUUAUUUUACAAAACGAAUAAAACUUCCCUUGUUUGCAGAAAAACAAUCAAUUGUUCGUUCAGGCCACUUUACCAAGAAAUAAAAUAUAAUAAAAUUAA
Lutzomyia longipalpis is the source of this 1634-nucleotide messenger RNA. RefSeq names its product activator of 90 kDa heat shock protein ATPase homolog 1. Gene Ontology annotation, cellular component: cytosol. Gene Ontology annotation, molecular function: ATPase activator activity; protein-folding chaperone binding. The coding region runs from base 235 to 1281 and encodes 348 amino acids. The transcript has 2 exons. Gene Ontology annotation, biological process: positive regulation of ATP-dependent activity; protein folding. NCBI's taxonomy places the organism in Eukaryota, Metazoa, Arthropoda, Insecta, Diptera, Psychodidae. The record is from RefSeq and is a predicted model, not a curated record.